Messenger RNA from Nerophis lumbriciformis (worm pipefish), 1908 nucleotides. The record is from RefSeq and is a predicted model, not a curated record. NCBI's taxonomy places the organism in Eukaryota, Metazoa, Chordata, Actinopteri, Syngnathiformes, Syngnathidae.
AUGUUGACGAUGGUGCGCAUGACCGCCAACUUGGGGCGCGUGUUCCGGCGUUCGACUCGAUGUGGCAUCUCGCUUCUGGGCCCGAAGGCAGAGCCGGGACGCGCUUGGAGCGGCGGCCCGCGUGGAGGUGGCAGUCUCCCACGUAGAUACGAACCGAACUGCACGGUAGAGCCAGACCGAGAAGAACACUUCCUGCCUGCGGAGUUUAUAGAUGCGGGAGACGAGGGAGCCGACUCGCCUAUCCAUCAAGCCGCUGGCAGGUCUUCGCGACGUCCUCGCAAGAAUGUCACUGGAGUGGAAUCCCUUGAUGACCCUGACUGCCCAUCGCGUCCCGGCACGUCGGAUGCUGACCGUAAAAAGAAGGGCGGGCACAAGAUCUUCGGGACAGCAGAUCCAGAGGAACCCAUAGGCAACUGCCACUGUUCAGGCUGCGGUGCCGUCCUGCACUGUGUUGACGCCACCGUCCCGGGGUACCUGCCCGGCGAGAAGUACAAGGCCCUGCUCCAGGAGGGAGGUCUGGAAGACGCCACCUGCCAGCGCUGUCACUUGUUUCGUCACCAUCAGAAGGCCAUGGACCUGUCUGUGUCCAAGGAGGAGUUCCGCAACAUUGUGCGGAGCAUCCGCUCCCAGAAGGGUCUGGUGCUUCUGGUGGUGGACCUCCUGGACCUACCCGAUUCGAUCAUCCCAGACCUCCUGGACUUGGUUGGCCCCGACAAACGGGUGGUGGUCGUGGGUACAAAGAUCGACGUCCUUCCUGCCGACUCGCCUGACUAUUUGCGGCGAAUCCGCCGCCAGCUGGCCGGCUACUGUCAGGAUGCCGGCUACGGAGAUCGGGUGUUGGACGUCUGCCUUGUCAGCGCCAAGACCGGCUACGGUGUGGAGGCUCUGAUCUCCGGCCUGCAGAGGAUGUGGAGGUACAAAGGCGACGUCUACCUGGUGGGCAACGUCAACGCAGGCAAGUCCACGCUCUUCAACGCGCUACUCCACUCCGAUUACUGCAAGUCCAAAGCCUCCAACCUGGUCGGUGAAGCGACCGUUUCCCCGUGGCCCGGGACCACGCUGAACCUGCUCAGGUUCCCGAUUGUCAACCCCACGGCAUACCGGAUGUCCCGACGACACCGGCGACUCGCUCAGGCGGAGGAUGUCGCGUCCUCCGGCCAAGUCGAGGGGCUGCGAGACAUCCGCCGCCACGGCUACUUAGUAGGUCACGUGGGUCGAACUUUCCUGCCCAAAGUCGGACGAGAAACCAUCACUUUUGAUCCGGACGCUUUGGCCUUUGGUGAAGAUGAUGACGGAAAGAGCCCCACAAUUGCAGAAGACCCCAGCAGCCGCCUGACCUACAACGAGGUGAAAGAUGCGCGCUGGUUUUUCGACACGCCGGGAAUCGCCAAGGAACACGACAUCUUGGACCUACUGGACGAACAGGAAGUAAAAGCCGUGGUGACUGCGCGGGCCGUGGUUCCUCGCACGUUGCCGCUCAAGGUCGGAAUGAGUCUGUUCGUGGGUGCUCUGGCCAGGAUCGACUACCUAGAGGGGGAGCGUUCCUGCUGGUUCUCGGUUAUCGCCUCCGAUCGACUCCCGCUUCAUGUCUGUGCUGUGGAAAAAGCAGACGACGUUUAUCGGAAGCACGCCGGACGGAAGCUGCUUGGGGUGCCUUCAGGGGGAGCCCAACGCAUGAUGAACUUUCCGCCACUGGUACCCCAGGAUUACCAGCUGGAGGGUCGAGGUCGCCUGGAUGCAGCGGCCGACAUCAAACUGUCAUCGGCAGGUUGGGUGGCAGUGACGGCGCGGGAGGGACAGCGCCCACUUUUGCGAGUUCACGGGCCAGCUGGGGUCACUUUUUGCCUACGGACGCCCCCGCUGCUUCCUCACCUGGCAACCUUGAAAAGGAUGCGUCGACGGGACUGA